Molecule: messenger RNA, 2174 nt
Organism: Thalassophryne amazonica
Lineage: Eukaryota; Metazoa; Chordata; Actinopteri; Batrachoidiformes; Batrachoididae
Product: ubiquitin thioesterase OTU1
Exons: 3
Coding region: 473-1882 (469 amino acids)
Biological process (GO): endoplasmic reticulum unfolded protein response; protein deubiquitination
Cellular component (GO): cytosol; nucleus
Molecular function (GO): protein binding; cysteine-type deubiquitinase activity
Source: RefSeq, a predicted model, not a curated record
UUUGUUGCAUCUCGAUGGCUCUUCCAGCAAGACAAAAGCACAUUCUAUUUAACCCUGAUCAGCCUGAGCGGGAGCCAACCAGAUGCAUGUGGUGCUGAGUCCGACCGCUCGUUUUAUUCCUCCAUAUCUGUAAACAUCAGUUCUCAAACUUCACCUUUGGCUACCACACUUUUUAAGUCAGCAAUCUGUGUGACACUGAGAACCUAAUUUGUUACAGUUUAAUUUCUAUUUGAGCGAUGGUCUCCGAUAAAGGCCAUCACAAACCUUCAGGUCGCACUUCUAGAACACUUUCCAUCUGGAGCAUGAUGUUUCAGCAUCUCUAAAGUCUAGAUAUUCUCUCCUGUGGUUCCCAGUCGCCAUUAUUUAUUCAUGUUUUUUCUUUUCACACAGAAGGCCUGUAACACUAACCUGGGAUUAUUAGGGUAGUAAGAUGCCCAAAAGUGAUACGUGACCAGGUGACAGUGGAUUGGAAAUGAUGACCGUUACGGACCGUGCGCAUAGAUCUGGCAGCUGUGACGGUGUCGUCAAUGCUAAUCCUGGUUUUCAGAGUGAUGAUAGUCUAGAACACCUGUCUGCUGAAGAGAAGGCCUGUCUUGUGUUUCUGGAGGAGACGAUUGAGUCAUUGGACAAUGAGGACGACAGUGGACUGUCCAAUGAUGAACCUGACCAGUUGCCCAGCCCUGGGAAUGUUGCUACCAAAAUGGCUGACCUGUCAGCUUCCAUGACCAAGAGCAAGCUCAGUGAUUCACUGAAACAUGCUUCUGCAAAACCACUGAGGGAAAAUGUUGACACCACAUAUGUGCAGAGAUACAUGGUCCCUACACCUCUUGUUGUGGCAAGCAGUGCAGGAAGUGUAGGAACCUCUGUGCCCAGUGCAAAACCAAGAAUCCCUCCUGACAGGGACUUCAGCUCUAAAACUCAAGACACUGCUUCAAGCAACAAAACUUCUUUCCAGGACAGUCAGAAACAUGUUUCUGGAAGUGUGAACAAUGUCAUCAAUGUGGGACCAUCUUCCACCAAACACAAGGAUUACGCUGGUACAUCUGAAGCUCCUUUAUCUAGAGGACCUUUGUCCUAUGAUGCACUUGUCCAUCUGCGAAGGAGUGCUUCCACAAAAAAGACCCCAUUAUGUCCCACAGUUGAUCAUACUAUAGACUUUGAUAAGCAGCCACCUCUUACAAUGGAAGGUCCAAACCAUGACAGUGUGUUGAAAACACCCAUAGGGGUUUCAAAAUCUAAGCCUAGUCCUCCUGUUGUGGCCCCCAAACCAAAACGUAUUCCUCCCAAUAUAUCUCUGAAGGCAUACCAAGAACCAUCCAAAACACCAGAUUGUUCAAACGUUGUUGCACAUGUAGCAGAUCCUCAGGUAGUGAGAGUGGAAGCAUUGCAGAAGCUGGGCCUGCUGGAAGAUGAAGAUACAGAAAAGGCAGCAGUAGCUCCACUGUCACCCUCUAAGUCUUUGUCUUUGGAACAAACAUGUAACAGAUUGGGAAGACGUCCAGUUUAUGCUAAUCCAACAAGAAGUCCUUCCUUUUCUGAUUCACAAGUGCUCAGAGAGCCCAACAACAAGUCUCUGCAGAGUACUGCCAGUUUCCACCACUAUUCAAGAUGUGAGCAAAUGUCUGUCAAAUGUCUUGCACAACCAAAUGGAUUGAAGGCAGCCCGACUACAAAGGUCAUCUACCCAGGAUAGACAGCGAAAUGACAGAAAACCUCCAGAAGCACAACACAGCAGAGUUGCUGAACCAGCAACAGACGCCUCUGAAGCGCUUUUUGUCCCCCAAAAGCCCUCAAAUUCUGUGGGCUACAGUGUGAUGAUGGUGCCGGGAAUGGGAGCUGAUCGUAAAGAAGCACUCCGGAAGCUGGGACUGCUGAAAGAAUGAGCUGACUAAAGCUUAAGCUUUUCUGCAAAUAUACAGUUCUCAGAGUUCAAGAAUACCUUUUGCUUAAAGACAUUUGAGGUUUUGGGCAGGAAUUUGCCACUCAGCACUUUUGCAGACUGAAGAAAAGGAUGAUGAUGGUGAAAGUAAUUCUGUCUACUUAACCGGCUCAAUGAAUCGUUCACUUAAGAGAGUGGUUCUAUUUCUGUCUGAUGCCCAAUCACUUUUUGUGCCUAAAAAAAAAAAAAAAAAAAAAUCCUAAAACCAGCUCCAAAACCAUAGGAUCCUUCAACCA